GAGAAGGAGGAGGAGAAGGGCUAAUAGGAGGACGAAUCAUUUAGCAUAGAGAGGAUGCAGAAUCCGAGUUAUCCCGUAAUGGCGGGAAUGGCGAACGGGGUGCCCUUCAGCAGAGGGAAUGCGCAAGGGGGGGUGACGUGUCAUAUUUGCGGGAAAGUCGGGCAUUACGCCCGCAAUUGUUGGUCUGCAGGGAAUGGGAGGCCGACAGCUGUGGCGGUACAGACGGGUGUUUCCGAUGAUGAAACAAAGGAGAUGCGCGAAUACUUUAGAGAGAAAAUUAGAAAAAGGAGGUUAGAUGAGGAAAGGAGGGAGAGGGAAGAGGGAGAAAGAAGACGCAAAGAAGAAGAAAAUCGGAAGGAGUUAGAAAGAAUGAGGGACGCGGACGCAAGGGAGGCGAGGUUGGAGGCACGACUGAUGCGGUUGCUGGCACAACAUACGAAGACCAGCACGCCACCGAAGUCGUCAGGUGUGAAGAAGAAAUCCCCCAGAACCAAAGCAAGAGUUCUGAGGGAAAUGCGGAGUUAUUUUGACGAGUCCGAUGAUGAUAGUGAGGAGGUUAGGGAGGAGGCAGGGAAGUUGGUGGAAGUUAUGGAGAAGAGGAAAGGAAAAGGCAGAGCAAAAGUAACGGAGGAGAGGUGGCCGAAGGUAAGAAUAGGAGGAAGGGGAGAUCGUGAGGAACCAGUCAAGUUGGAGGAUGAGGAGGAUCGGACACCUCCGCCGAAUCGCAGGACCGACAAACGAGAUCCGAACAUCUUGGAUUUUGUGAUUGAGCUACAUCGGCAUUUAUCAGAGAAGAAGGUACCUGAACUCCGAAAACUAUGCAAUCGUGAAGGUAUUGAGUGGUCGAAGAGGGAUACCGUGAUUGGGGAACUCGUGAAGAAGUUCGUUUUGAGGGACAUUCUCUGGCAACCAUGGAGGAUACGCGAUCUCUACAAGAGAUCUUCAAGGGAAAUUAUUGCACUAUUCCGAACCGCGACGCUUUUUCAUGACAAGAGAAGCAGGAACCUCAUCAAGACCGUUGUAAGUAAGGUGGCGAGAAAAAAGUUUGGAUGCGAGAUUCGGAGGAGACCGUGUGUCCAGAUCCCUUUCUCGUCGGAGAUUACAGCAGGACUGAUUGCUCAAGCUGUUCCAGAUCAAGCACUGGGUCACUUUGUGUCGGACAGGGUGAGGGUGGUGGUUAAGAAUAGGAAGACGGUGGAAAUGAUCAUUCAUAACCACCGGGCAUGCGUGAGUGAGGAGGAAGUCGGAUGUACGUGCCAAUCGUUUCGGUUACCAAGGCAUGAGGGCCAUGUAAAGGUACGAUUGUCGGAAAUAGAGGGAAUACCCGCCUUUAUGAGGAACUCGAACAAUGUGACGUGUGGGAUUAUGAUCUCUCCGCAUGCUCUGGAGACAUGUAUGAAACGGGGAAUUGAGAAUUGGGCGAAAGGGAAGAUGAUCCAAGUAGAUCGAGGGGAUAUUGAGAUGUGUUUUCGCAGGGGGGAGAUGGGAGGAUCCGGAGCUAUGACGACCAACGCAGUACGUGCAGCGUUCGGAGGACUUAGUAGGCUGGUGACAGUUCCCAUCGACCAAAACCCAGGAGCGUCGCUGAUUCUGUGCCCAGUCCUAUACCUCAAGGCCUGUAAGGACACAUUCAACCACAAUCCUGGAUUCCAAUUAGUGGCACGUACGGAAGACCAGGUUCUGCGCACUAUGAGGGAGGACUACACUAGGAACGGGCUUACCAAGGUGGCGAGGUGGCAAUCGAGAGGAAGGAUGGGUCAAGCUUACGUCCUUCCUAAAGAUAAGGACAUUGGGAGAUGGAGGCCAAUAUCCCCAUGUACGUUCGAUCCGGCGAGGGUAGCAGCAGCAAGGAUAGGCAAGGCGAUCAGAUACAUGUUGUUUGGCCUACCAAAGAAUCAUCAUUUCGAUCUGAGAUCGACCGAAGAUUUGGUGAAGAAGUGUGGGGAGGUACGGAGAGAUAUGAGUCAGAGGUAUGACGAAGCGAUCGCUCGGAGUUAUGAUAUCAAGGAUAUGUUUUCCAAGCUCUCACAUGAGGUCAUCAUAGAGGCGGUUGAUUGGUUGAUUGCCUAUCACGAAAGAAGGGGAAUGAGAGGAGUGAAGGUGGGAGUCAGGGGGAAGUUGGUUGCCAUGGUUAAGAGGGUGCGAAAAGAAGAUGGUAUGGUGGCUGUAUCUUUGGAGGAUCUAAGGAAGGAAGUUGCGUACGAGUUAUCGAACUCGUUCGUCCGAUGUGCGGGAAAGUUGCUCGCACAGCGGUUUGGGAUUCCUAUGGGGAGGAACUCGAGCCCUGCGCUGGCAUGUUUGGUGUGCGCGAAAGCCGAAUAUGAGUAUAUGAAUCGAGAGCAUGAGAGGAGGUCGUUAGUUAGGGGAGUCAGGAUGAUUGACGACGUAAUGGUUAUUAUUGGCUUCAGACGGAGUGCUGCAGUUUCUUUGGAGAGAGUAACCGCUCUUUUUGAGGAAUUCGAGAGAUGUUAUGACGAGAAUCUGGCAUUGGUGCGCAAGGAUGAGGGGGGCAAUGUUUUUGACUUUCUGGGUACGCGCGUUAUUGUGAGCUUCCAUCCCAUUGUGAUUGACGUGAUUCCUAGAACAAGGAACCAGCAGAGUUUAACGGAGGAUGGGACUUUGAAGGUGCAAUCCAUACAGGAUUUUGCUUCCCUUACCCGGAAGGCGGCAAAGAAGGCAACCGUGUAUGCUGCAUUAUUGAGAAUGAGCAGGAUCUCCACGACGUUUGAAGGAAUGAAAGUGGCCAUCGCCGCUCUGAUGAUGGAAACGCGCCUCCGGGGACUCUGGAGCCUUGGGGAAAGAGUGUUGGGAUGGUUUGACCCAGAAGGAACUACGAAAACCAGGGAGGGACAGAAGGCCGGCAAGGAAGGUCCGGAUAACAGUGUGACAGGCGAGGCCAGCAGCUCCGAGGGCGGCCUUAAGAAGAUAGUGUCGUCCCUCGCGCGAGCACUAAACAAAAAUCAAGGCUACCUAGCGGAUGCCAAGAAAAAGUUGACGUUUGAUGGGGCGAACAUCACGCAAUUCGUGAUAGAUUAUGAGAACCUGGCUGCGCUGUUGAAAUGGACCGAAGAGGAGAAGAUGAACCACUUGGGACAACAAGUGUCUUUGAGCCUAGGAUGGGACAUAAUGCCCAUCGUAGCCGCAAGCCGGUCUUGGAAAGAAACCCAGGAUGUAAUGAUGAGAAAGUAUCUGGCAGCAGAAAAGAUGGCAAGGGGGAGCGAUUUAGCGGCAGUCCAGAGAAAGAACUUCGCAACGUACAAUGAUUUCCUAUGGAAGUUUACUUUGGUAGCACUAAGAAUCCCCGGGGUUACGGAUCGAAUAAUGAAGAUGAUAGACAUGCACUUGCACGAUGGCUCAUACAUGGUAGACAUAGAGGACCCGGUGGCCGGCCGGGGAGAGCUCCUCCGACUCCUUGGAACGGGAGGAGACCCCCCGAGGGGGAAAUUGGCAACAUGGUCGCCGUCAUUCGAGGAUAGCACGCGAAAAGAGGCUUUCGCACGGAUGGAAGACUCUGCUUCCUUCACAAGUGGGACAAGGUCAUUGGGAGAAGGGAGAAAAGAGGAGGGAGAGGAUGGCAUUGUCGCCUUUUCUUCUGGUCAUCCUCUUCCCUCUCCUUCCCAGCGCCGAUGUCGAGGAGGGAAGCUGGCGCAGGAUGGGUUUCGCAUGCUUCCUCGCACAUAUUUCUCAUCUCAACCCAAUUGGGUAAGAAAAGUUUUCGUUGAAGCGUACAAGAAAACAAUUAUCUUUGUGGACUCUCACCAUGACUACACUGUACUGCACAGUGCAAAUCAAAUCCAGAUAUAGAAUAGGCAAAAGCUAGGUCGCGUAUGAUGACACAAGAGGGGGUAGCAAGGAUGGGGCUGCAGGCCCACAUACGUCCUAACCAUCCCAUCUCCUCCCUCUAUCGAGGAUUGCCAGAGACCACAUACCUCUCCUGAACGCAUCCCAUCUCCUCGAUCUUCCCUCUAUACUCCCACAAGUAAUGUCAUAUCGCAGGGAAUGGUGGAACGAGCGAAUGAGCGAAGGCAGGCAGCUGGAGGAAGAAGCCAGCAUCCCUUCCCUCGAUCCUCCCACAAGUGAUUGUGUCAUAUCGCAGGGAAUGGUGGAACGAGCGAAUGAGCGAAGGCAGGCAGAUGGAGGAAGAAGCGAGCUCCUACGACUGAAGGAGAUCACCAAUUUGAAAGCGGAUUGGAGUGGAGUAGCAGAGCUCUAGGAGCCACAGGCCCACAAACUGCGGGGAAAUCUAGGGUGAGGAAAUUAGGCUGUGGGCAGGACGGCUUCGCCCCAAAAUCUGGCAAUGUGACCACUUCUCUGUUUUGGCUUGAUCUGCUCACUUGCCGCCUUGUCUGACCGCAGG
Molecule: messenger RNA, 4357 nt
Organism: Chara braunii
Lineage: Eukaryota; Viridiplantae; Streptophyta; Charophyceae; Charales; Characeae
Source: the annotation of a GenBank genome assembly